AUGAAAGCUGUUGAAGGAAGAAAAAACACAUUUAAAACGGGUUCAACUGAGAAGCCAGCAAUGCAACAAGUCGCCAUGAACGCAGGAACACAGCUGGAACACAUCUGCAGUCUAGAUAUCGACUCUAAGGCAUCCUACAUACGUCUAUCUGGCAUUAUCUGUACUAUCGGGCCGGCUUCCCGAGAUGUCUCAAUGCUCGAACGUAUGAUGGAAACCGGCAUGAACGUGGCUCGUAUGAACUUCUCUCACGGUUCACAUGAGUACCAUGCUGAGACAAUCCGCAACUGCCGCGAGGCUGAGAAGAAAUACAGCGCCAAGCUUGGAAGUCCCUUCUCACUCGCCAUUGCUCUUGACACUAAGGGACCUGAGAUCAGAACUGGACUGCUUGAAGGUGGUGGCUCAGCCGAAGUGGAACUGAAGAAAGGUGAAACCAUCAAACUCACCACAGACCCGUCCUUCCAAGAACGCGGUAACGCUCAAGUUAUAUACGUCGACUACAAAAACAUUACAAAUGUAGUGAAGCCUGGAAACAGGAUCUUUAUCGACGAUGGUCUUAUCUCAAUUAUCUGCCAGUCAGCGUCAACCGAUACACUUGUCUGUUCUAUCGAAAAUGGAGGUACGCUUGGUUCAAGAAAAGGUGUGAAUCUCCCAGGUCUUCCAGUAGAUCUGCCCGCUGUUUCCGAAAAAGACAAGUCAGACUUGUUAUUUGGAGUUGAACAAGGUGUGGAUAUGAUCUUCGCAUCUUUUAUCCGCAACGGUGCUGCACUGGACGAGAUUCGUGGUAUCCUUGGCGCGAAGGGUAAAAACAUCAAAAUCAUCUCUAAGAUAGAAAACCACCAAGGUAUGGUGAACCUCGACGAGAUUAUUGCCGCCUCAGACGGUAUCAUGGUCGCUCGUGGUGACCUAGGUAUUGAAAUCCCACCAGAGAAGGUGUUCUUAGCGCAGAAAACCAUGAUUGCUCGCUGCAACAGGGUAGGCAAGCCAGUAAUUUGCGCCACUCAAAUGUUAGAAUCAAUGGUAAAGAAGCCCCGCGCCACUCGCGCCGAGAUCUCAGACGUGGCCAACGCCAUCCUCGACGGGGCUGACUGCGUCAUGCUGUCGGGGGAGACGGCCAAGGGAGACUACCCUCUCGAGUGUGUGCUCACCAUGGCUAACAUCUGCAAGGAAGCUGAGGCCGCCAUCUGGCAGAAACAACUCUUCAAUGAACUCGCUUCUGAGGUGGCACCGCCCAUCGAACCCGCGCACUCGGCCGCCAUCGCGGCAGUAGAGGCGUCCGCUAAGUGUCUCGCGGCCGCCAUCGUGGUGAUCACGACGAGCGGCAAGUCGGCGCACCUGCUCAGCAAGUACCGCCCGCGCUGCCCCAUCAUCGCCGUCACGCGCCACGCGCAGACCGCGCGCCAGGCGCAUCUCUACCGCGGCGUACUGCCCAUCGUCUACCAAGAAGGCGUAGCGAGCGACUGGCUAAAGGACGUAGACAAUCGCGUACAAAGCGGACUCAAGUUCGGUCGUAUGCGUGGUUUCAUCAACACCGGGGAUCACGUAGUCGUCGUUACCGGAUGGAAGCAAGGCUCUGGAUUUACCAAUACCGUGCGCAUCAUCCAAGUGGAGUAA
Arctia plantaginis is the source of this 1611-nucleotide messenger RNA. The record is from the annotation of a GenBank genome assembly. NCBI's taxonomy places the organism in Eukaryota, Metazoa, Arthropoda, Insecta, Lepidoptera, Erebidae.